AUGCCCAAAGCGUACCAAGAUACCGUGUGUGUUGCACGAGCGCUUGGUGUGAAAUAUAUAUGGAUCGAUGCUCUGUGCAUUAUUCAAGAUGACAGGGGUGACUGGGAAAAAGAGUCCCGAAUGAUGGCAGAGAUCUUUCAAAAUUCCUUGACUACGGUUAUACUACUCCGUACAGCAUCAUGCAACGAAGGCUUUCUGGAGCGGAACCCAAGUAUCAAGAUCAAUUACCAAAACCGCCAGUGGAAUACUCGCGGCUGGACAUUUCAAGAGGAUAUGUUUUCAAUGAGAAAACUAUAUUUUGGACAGCUCAUGAUGUAUUGGGACUCUCUCAAGCCUGUCGAUAUUAUGAGAACAGAGGACACAAUCAUUAACGACAGGUUAAAUCGCGUUGACGAGAACGCUGAAACUUCAAUCAUCCAUUCGUCUGAGCCAUGGAGAGGUGACUACGAUUACGACGGAUGGUAUUACCCAAUGCUCAAUUACUGCAAAAAGACUCUUACGUACGAGACCGAUAGGUUAGCUGCGGUGUCUUCGUAUGCGAAGCUCGUGGCAGGUAAGAGUGGAGAUACAUAUGUAGCUGGCUUGUGGAAGAAGAAUCUCCAUCGUGGUCUGCUUUGGAAGAUAGACAGAAGGCAACGCAGGACUUUCAGUGGGCUGAUGAGACAAUUAUCAAAGCCC
Trichoderma asperellum CBS 433.97 is the source of this 678-nucleotide messenger RNA. The record is from RefSeq and is a predicted model, not a curated record. NCBI's taxonomy places the organism in Eukaryota, Fungi, Ascomycota, Sordariomycetes, Hypocreales, Hypocreaceae.